Molecule: messenger RNA, 1353 nt
Organism: Psylliodes chrysocephalus
Lineage: Eukaryota; Metazoa; Arthropoda; Insecta; Coleoptera; Chrysomelidae
Source: the annotation of a GenBank genome assembly
AUGGACAAUUUAAGGCUCUAUUUCUCCACCUAUAAUGUAGGGACUAGUACUCCUGAUCAAGAUCUUAGAGAAUUAUUAUCAAUAAGCGACAAGAAAAAUGAGAAUCGUCCAGAUUUAUUUGUGCUCGGAUUCCAAGAAGUUAAGGCCCAACCCCAAAAUAUGCUAUUGGAUACUUUAUUUGAUGAUCCAUGGACAUAUACAUGCAAAGAACUUCUUCAAUGUGAUUACAUUAAAUUAAAGUCACUUCGACUACAAGGAUUGCUUUUGGUUGUAUUUUCCUUAAAGAAACAUCUGCUGAAUAUUAGGGAAAUUGAUUCUGAAUAUACUAGAACUGGUUUAGCAGGAAUGUGGGGUAACAAAGGAGCAGUUUCUAUUAGAUUAGGUAUUUAUGGUUGUUCAAUUUGCUUUGUAAAUGCCCAUCUGAGUGCUCAUGAUGAUCACUUAAAAGAUAGAGUUGAAGAUUACAAUAGCAUUAUUCAAGAUCAGGAGUUCCAUGUAGCUGAAACUUCUAAAAUAUUUUACCAUGAUUAUGUAUUUUGGAUGGGAGAUCUCAAUUUUCGACUACUUGAAGAAUAUGAUAAAAAUCCAGAAGAAAUAGAAAGACAAAUUGUGAAGAAGGAUAUUAAAUCGCUUUUUGAAUAUGAUCAAUUAAGAGCUGUAAUGAAAAAAGGUGAAGCUUUCAGUGAAUUAACAGAACAGGAUCCGGAUUUCCCUCCAACUUUCAAGUUUUCAGUUGGAACUCCAUGUUAUGAUCACAAGAGGAGGCCAGCAUGGUGUGACAGGAUAUUAUAUCGAGUCAAUUCAAAUAAUUAUGAAAACGUGACACUUAAAGUAGACCAAUUAUCAUAUAAAUCUCAUCCAAAUUAUGUUUUAAGUGAUCACAAACCAGUUACAGCUGAAUUUAUUAUAAAGGUUCCUCAGCCAGUUCUAAAAUUACGAAUGCAUUCAUUAGCUGUUGAUCAGGUAUUUUCAGAUUAUUCUGAAUCUGUGAUUGAAUUCGACAAAAUUAAUAGUUGGGAUGAAGAAGGCGAAAACAAGGCUUAUUAUAGGCGCACCAAAGAAAUUCGAGAAAGUGCCGAGGACUGGAUAGGACUUUUUAAGGAAAAUUUUGCCGGCUUGGAUGAAUAUGUAACUUACGAAUAUGUAAGCAAAUGUGCUACACCUACAGACGAAAGCAGUGGCAGCAGCAAAAAACCGGAGGAUUCAAAGAAAUACGAAGUUGUAUUCCCAGAUCUACCGAAUCGAUGCAGAGGAAAUUACUGCCUGCUUUAUUUUAGUCAAACUGAAGAUAAGGUUACUAGCGUACUAGGUAUAAGUAACUUAUUUCCCAUUAUGAAAAACGAAAGUGAUUAA